Messenger RNA from Penicillium canariense, 1494 nucleotides. RefSeq lists its product as uncharacterized. The transcript has a single exon. NCBI's taxonomy places the organism in Eukaryota, Fungi, Ascomycota, Eurotiomycetes, Eurotiales, Aspergillaceae. The record is from RefSeq and is a predicted model, not a curated record. The coding region runs from base 1 to 1494 and encodes 497 amino acids.
AUGUCAACAGAACCACCCGGUACCCCGGACCGCUCGGUGCUAGGCGAGUCCUGGGUUGUCGCAUCAACAACAUCGAUCAAGGAGCAUGACUCGCAUCCCACCCUUGAGAAAGACCCUUCGAGCCCGAGCCCGCUUCCCAGGACGGAGAGGAAGAUCGGCAAGCCGGCAAACAAGAACACGAACCUGGACCAUGACCAGGACCAGGACCAAAUCCCGGCCCAGCUAGCACAGUCGCUGACCUCGUCCUCCUCGUCAUGGACUACGCCUGGCCCGGAACUCGUCAUGCCGUCUAUCUAUGAGAUACCGGUCUCAGAGGCAUCAUGGGUCGCACCCAAUAUACGGCCCGCAGAAAAGAAAGCACCGCAGAUGAGGAAGCGGCGCCGGAUCGCGCGGAACGGGGAGCAGAUACAGCAGCAGCCCGGGGCUGCAGUUGGGAGCACUGGUUCAGCAGCUCCAGAUCAUAGAAAUAAGAAGCCAAGCGUGAUUGCAAGGCUCUCGUCGCUCUGUCGCGAGCAGCGCACGCUGCUCCUCACCGCGAUCAACGCGCUCCUCGUCGCCCUGAUCAUGCACCUCCUCUUUCUCCCCGAACUCAUCUACCAAGCACAGGGCCUCUGCGCCUUCCCAACGUUAAAAGCCCUCUACCCGGCUAGCUGCGUUCCUCUCGAAGCGCGAGCCCUGCCCUCCAACCCCUUCAAAUCCACAGCUGCUCCCAUCUCCCCCGAAGAAACCAUCAUCGUUGCGCAGAACAACCUCCAAUCCAUCUUCACCACCACCCUGUCCACCCUCACCCCGCUCUCGCACAUUCUCAAAGAAAGCGAGUCCAUGCUGUCCAACUUGCAGUCGGACCUGCAGACUAGCCUACCCGACGCACGCAACGCGCUAGCCCUCGAGUUCCAAGGCAGCAACGCCGCGCUGCGCGCCGCAGCGUGGGAGUUCGACUCGCUGCGCGCAGACCUGCGCUCCGCAGUUGACAGUCUGCUUGCGUCGCCCCUGGCCCUUGAGCCAGACAGUGCCGCGUCCAUUGCGCGCGAUACGAGGCUUGCGGCACAGCUGCGCCGGCGCGCCGAGUAUCUCGACCGGCUGCGGGCGCAGAUCGGGAACAAGGCUGAGUCGCUGGGCGAGCGGUUCGCCACGCUCGAUGACCACCUCGAGGCCGUUGAUGGGAUUGUAUCCCGAGAAGCGCGGCGGGCGUCGUUGCUGGGCGGUCCUGCAGUGGUACCGCGCGGUGAAGGCCUCCUGCACUUGCUUUCGAGCUAUGCCAGAUUCAGCGCGCGGCUGUUCGGCGCCGGCGCAAGCUCGAGCACGCGCGAGCGACCCGCAGGCCCAUCGUUUUCGCCUUCGCCUUCGUCUAGCGCAGACCCAGCACGGCCCACGAGCACCCUUGCAUUGCUGAGGCUGGCUGCGACGCAGCACCAUGCCGUGGCGGACGAGGUGUCCCGGCUAGCGAGGGCGCUGCGCGAUAAGCAGCGACCUCGAUUGGGGCCCACUUGGUGA